CGCCUCAUCCAGCCCCUCGCCUUCCACACUAACCUACAUUACUGCGACCGGCUACUGUAGAGGAAGGGCAUGGUUUGGAUAAAAUACGCGUGAAGGAAGACUCUAAAACUAAAAAGAUGACGUGCGACAACAGCCCGAUCGCGGAGCCCUCGGGUGGCGACGUGAAGCUGAAGGCCAAGAUGUCGCUCCUCAACGGGAUCACCGUGAUCGUGGGAUCCAUCAUCGGCUCCGGGAUCUUCGUGUCGCCUACCGGAGUACUCCUCUACACCGGAUCGGUCAACUCGGCCCUUGUAGUGUGGCUGGCCUCUGGUCUCUUCUCCAUGAUCGGAGCCUACUGCUACGCAGAGCUGGGCUGCAUGAUCUCGAAGACCGGAGCGGACUACGCCUACAUCAUGGAGACUUUCGGUCCGUUCUUGGCCUUCAUCCGGCUGUGGACGGAGUGCAUGAUCGUCCGUCCCUGCUCCCAGGCCAUCGUGGCCCUCACCUUCAGCGUCUACGUCCUCAAGCCCGUCUUCCCGGAUUGCGUCCCUCCGGAUCCGGCUGUGCGUCUCCUCGCUGCCAUCUGUAUAAUGCUGCUCACAUUCAUAAACUGCUAUGACGUCGGUUGGGCAACGAAGGUUCAGGACUACUUCACGUUUGCUAAGUUGUUGGCGCUUUUCAUCAUUAUAUUGGCUGGGAUAUAUCAGCUCACUAAAGGUGAGACCCAGUACUUCACCUGGGAUAACUCCAAGACGGAAGUGACGUCACUAGCGCUCUCCUUCUACUCCGGCCUCUUCGCCUACAAUGGAUGGAACUACCUGAAUUUCAUAAUUGAGGAGUUGAAGGACCCUACGAAAAACCUGCCGAGGGCCAUUGCUAUAUCCUGUGCCCUCUGCACCCUGGUCUACGUGAUGACCAACGUCGCCUUCUACACCACACUGUCCCCGAGGGAGGUCCUGGAAUCUGAAGCUGUUGCAGUGAGUUUCGCUAGCAAGCUGUUCGGUUCCGUCGCUUGGACUAUACCAGUCUUCGUAGCCAUGUCAACUUUCGGAGCAGUCAAUGGCAUAUUGCUCACUUCUUCGAGAUUAUUUUAUGCUGGUGCUUGUGAAGGUCAGAUGCCUGAAAUUUUAACUAUGAUUCAAAUUAAUCGUAUGACUCCAGCUCCUGCUGUUCUAUGUAUUGCCUUACUUUCAUUGGCGUACUUGCUAGUCUCUGAUAUUCUGGCCCUUAUUAACUAUGUAGGGUUUGCUACAUGGUUGAGCAUUGGCGUUGCGGUGUUGUGCCUUCCUUGGCUGCGGUGGAAGCAACCUAAUUUACCCAGGCCAAUCAAAGUGCACCUUAUUUUUCCAGUCCUGUAUAUACUUUGUACAUUGUUUGUUACUAUAGUUCCAAUUAUGGCCAGUCCAGUCGAGACAGGAAUUGGUUGUAUUAUGAUUCUCACCAGCAUUCCAGUUUAUUUGAUUUUUAUCAAAUGGAAAAACAAGCCACGAUUCUUUACCGAUGCUGUUGGAAAAGUUACUCAAAUCUUGCAAAAAGCAACCAUGUCAGUGGCGCCGAUGAAGAAGAGUUAUCAAAAAAUGACACCUUCUAGUUGUCAACCCAGGAGAUGAUGAUGUCCAUUUUUAGCUACUUUGUGGUUUUUCGUGAGUUGUACGAGAACCCUCCAAAAGUCAUUAUUUGUUGUUGGAAAACAACCAUCUGCGCAAGUUUAAUGAAGUUCCUAAUUUAUUUUAUUUUUUCUUUACAUUGAUUUUUAUUUGUAAAUUUUUUACUAUGAUAAAAACCAAUAAAAUUGGACAAAAAAGUGAAAAAAGAAAUUAUAAAAAGAAGUAAAAUAAAAUAUAAUUUUGCUUCACUACUCCAUAGCUUGUUUUUUUCUCAUUGAAAAAUUAUUCUUAUUAGCUAAUUGCAUUUUUAUAAUUUAAAUAUUAAAUUUAUAUAUUUAAAUGGUCAUAGCAAAUGAGUUAUUAGUUUUACAUGUACAUAGAUUAGGCGUUUAUGGUCUAAGUUGAUUUAGCAACUGUCUAAUCCAGACUCUAACAAUUGUGAAUAAACUGUUAAUUGUUAGGAAUGGAUUCACUUAUUGAAAAGCAUUUAUGAGACUAGUGUAAUUCUAAGAAUCUUAUUUCCAGUUUUUUUUUUAUAGAGCUCCUACAAAUUUAUAUUGUAUCAAUUUACUGAAACAGAAAUUAUGUAAUUUUUCUGUUUUAAUUUAUAAAUAAUUUUUAAUUAAGUUGCAGUCCCUGUAUAUGCCAUAAAUGUUUUAUGAAAUAUCCAAAACUCAAAACAUCUUGGCUUACUUAUAUAAGAAUAAUUUUCUUUUAUAUAUAUAUAUAUAUAUAUAUAUAUAUAUGUUUAACUAAGUCACUGACAUAAAUCUGAUUUACCAGAGUGAAAGUUUCAUGUCAAAUAAAACACUUGAGAUGAAGCCUGGUUGUUGAAAGGUGAGGGAGGGGGGGGGGGGAAACUUCAUGAUGCUAUAGCAUCCUUGAUAUGGAAAAGGAAGCAAUUUUAUAAAUGGCUAUUUAAUCCAUUAUUAUAAUUGUAACAGUGAAAGUUAAAUGAGUUUCUAGUUGUGAAUUAUUAUUAUCUUUGUUUGGAGCAUUAAGUGUAUAAAAUGUAUUCAAUGCUGUAUUUAAUGUGUAGCCGGGGGAGGCCGGGGGAGAAGGUGGGGAAAUUAUGCCGAGUUAAAAGUCCUACCAGGCACUGGGGUUUGAAAUCGUAAUUAUUUAUCCACCUCUAAUGCACUCAGGUUAGCAUGCUCAGCCAUCCUGCCCUCCAAGUGUCCAUUUUUUAAAAGUAUAAUUAAUUUUAACUAAUUGUUUAUACCUGACAUAACAAACUGUUAUCUAUUCCUGUUAGCAUUCAAUGAUGUCUGCUGAUAAUAAUCAUGAAAUAAACCUCCUUUUAUUUUAAAUUACUGCUAACAUUUAUAAACGAAACUAGAAAAGACCAAAUACUAAUCCAUAUCAAUUUAUAUUAAAAAUGAUUUUUUAAUCACUCAGUUUAAAUUACAGCAGUUGUACUCAUGAUUGCAAUUGCAGAUUUUUACAAAAGUUUUAGUGACCACUGUGAUAUAUUUAAAAUUGAAUAAAAUUUAAAAAGUUAAAUAUUUGUCAUCAUUUUAAAUAUUUAGGCCAGUUGCUUAAAUACAAUUUUUAUUUUAAACUAAGAUCUACCAUAUUGUCACUUUGACCAUAAUGGUAAUUUUUUUUUGUGGUUUCAUUUAUUAGUUUGAAGUUUCUAAUUAGCUAAAAUAAAUAUUUCAAGUAGUGAAUUUAUUUACAUAUUAUAUCAAUUCUGUUUAAAAUAAUUUUAUACAUUUUAAAUUUAAUAAUUUAAUUGUGUGCAAAGCUUAUUUUAAAUUAGGAGUUGGAAACUAGAAGUAAGUUUUUCUCAUUCAGGUUUUAUUUGAGAAUCUCCUAAAGUAAUUGCUUUGCUGUAUGCUUCUACUUUGCCUCUAAGUUAAAAAAUUAAAUGGGAUCACAAAGUCUAAAUAGGGAAAAAUAAAAAAAAAUAUUUUAAAUGUGAAAAAAUAAAUGUAUUCUCUUCUACUUUGAACAAUCUUCCUCAUUAUUUGGUUAUGUAUUGAAUUGUUUUUGAGAAUACUUUUCAACAUUUUACUUUAUAUUAAAUCUGUACUCUUUUUAUUUUCUCAGAUAAUAUAGAUUAGAACUCAAUAACUCUGAAUUAUUUCUCCUGUUUUAAUAAGUUAUCUUUCCACAAUCUUAAACAGUUGAUUUUAAUAUAUACACAUUUUUUUUUCUGUAAACACUAUAAACAAUGAAGAUCGUUAGUCCCGCCAUGUUGUUUUCUUUUAGAUGUAUAUUGCUUGUGAGAGUACAGGUAGUCUGGAGGGGGUCUCCCAACCUCAUGCUACGGACCAUGUUUUCUAUGGUGCAGCAUCAGGUCAUCCAUAGCUCCAUAGCCGAUCCCCUGGGGAACAAUCUAACAAUGUCCUCAUCAAUUCGCUUAGGUUUAAGGACAGUGAUAAAUCAGUCCGGGUCCACCGAUUAUGGCUGCUCAAAUUUAGCUGGUGCACUAUGAUCUAUAUUUCUUUCCCUGAAACAAAUUUUGCAAGGAUCAAACCUCUGAAGGGUUACUAUCAUCCGGGGGAAACCAUAUUGUGAAUCCCAGUUAAAGUACAUGGGAUAGGGUCAACACUCGUACACUCGGUUGGUGUGUGCUCCCUUCAGUAGGCUGACAGGUCUCACGAACCCAGGGGAGUAGGAAAUGCUGAGCGAUGUUGGGUAGUCAUCCCUUUAAGUACUUACCAUGCUCGUUGUUUUUUUAACUUUAAUUAUCUACUGAAGUCCCCAUGUUUACAAAUUAAAAUCAUUAAAAAAAAAGAAUGUGUUAAGUGUUUUAUUCAAUACUUAUCCAUCAAAAGUGGCAUAUAUAAGGUAAUGUCUUAUAACUUAUUAGUGAACUGUAAUACUAUAUUGUCUUUUAUUGAGAUAUUUUUAGAAUACUUAGUCAAAAAAUUAGUUUCUUCACAUGAGAAAUUUUGUUUAUUUAUGGUUUGAGAAUAUAAUUUUUUUUUAAAUAUUUAAUAAAAUACAUUUUCUGUAUGUGCCAAAGCUUCCGACGAGAUUAUAUGAUACAUCUGAAGCAAUAUGGAAAUUUCCAUUGUUUCGAAGGCUGUAAAGAAAAAAAAUUUGUUUUAGGUUUAAGUUGAAAUUUAUAAAAGACCUUCCAACAUAUCAUGGAAAACAUUGUAUUAAGUUAACUUAUUGUAUUAAUAUGAUUCAUUAUUAGUUACUUAAAUGUUAAUUGUUAAUCGAUUUUGAACUCAAAAAGUUAUCUAGUUUACUCAAGAUUUGUUUCAAUGUAGUGAUUAUUAUAUAGGUAUACUUAUAUUAUAAAAAAAGACCACCAGACAUUUAUCAGUGUAUUAGGAAACAUUAUUAAAAAAUUGUUUUUCUUUUAUAUUUUUUUAAAAUUCGAUAGACACAUAAAUAUCUCAUAAUAUUAGUGUGUAUUGUUAGAAUUUUAAUUAUUUUUAUUCUUAGAAAAAGACACAAAUUAUUCAUAUUUUUUCAUGUUUUUAAUGUAGACAAAAAUUUGUAAAAGUUGAUAUAUUUUAUGUAAUACUUUAAGGGAAAAAACAUUCAACAUAUAUGUAGGUAUAUAAUAACAUAAUUUAUUCAGGGAGCCUUUAAUGUAAGAAGAAUAAAUUUAGCCUGUAAUCAUUCUUAAUGUUAUUGUAUAACCACUGUUUAAGUACUGGUAUUAUAUCGAAUAUUGGCAGGAUUUAUUUUUUUUUUAAUGUGAGAGAAUUAUUUUCAAAUAAAUUAUAUCAAUUUAUGCCACAAUGAAAUUAUAAAAAUAUAUCUUAGUGGUAUUUCCUUACCCAGUGCUGCUAAGGAAUGACAAAAAAAAAUUAACGUUGCUUGAUUAAAUCAAAGUUUGCUGAAUAGUUUCAAAUUUUAUUGUUUUAUAUUUAGAGAGAGAGAUAAACAUUUAAAAAAAUAUAAAUUGAGUGUAACAUUGGUUUUAUUUCUCACUCUGUAAAAAGUGUUGAUUUUUUAUUCUGGUUUAUUUUGUUUUCUGUUAUAAUGUUUUUUUUUCAUGUAACAUUAUUAUUUUAAAAAUAUUUUGGAAUGAAUAAUAGGCUGACUAGUGUGAAAUUUCUUUACUUUAAUGGGUAUAUAUGGUGUGAAUGUGUUCAUAUCUCACCAUAAUUAUUGUACAUGUGACAAAUUAUUUCUAAAUAAACGAAUAAAAGAGUUCGUUGAACUAAUGUUGAAUGGGUUCUUAAUUCACUUAAUUAACUUUUGCAUUUAAUUAAGGCAGUCAAGUACUUUUAGGAUGAAUCUACAUUAACCAUUUAAACAGAAACAAGGUAACUUAACUGUUAAACAUGUUUUAAAAAAUAUUUUAUGUUAAAUACUUUUUAUUGGGACUGAACGGUUUGCACAAAACUAAUAAAUAUGAUUGAAACAUUAGGCAUACUAUAAUGUAUUAUAGACCAUCUCUCUAAGAAGACUGGGUAUGAGAACUUACAUACUAGAUGAAGGAAUUUUUACUAAGGAAUUUUUUUUUCUAAGUUUGUACCUGGUAUGUUUAUUUUAUGAUUCGCUUCAUUUUGUGUUGAAUAGUUAUUUUUUAAAGUAAAAGUACCCUUCAUUCUAAUAUAUAUGUUUAAUUAAUUUUUUUUUUUGAAUAAUUUAGAAAAUAAAAACAUCCAUUUUGCUUUUUGUUAGAUAUUUUAUUUAGAACAAUUUUGUUUGAGGAGUUAGAUAAUCUCAGAGUUAUGUUCCAAAUUUUAAAAUUUUAAUCUAGUAAUGAUUUAAUCGUGAUUGAUGAUUUAUGAAACAGAGCAUGUAUUUAUUAAUUUUCUUAUAAAAUAUGUUACAAAAACAUAGUUUUUCUGCCAAAUAUGGGUUUCAUAAUCGAAACUAAAAUUGGAUCAAUAGCACAAAUUAUGGAACAUAGUUGACCUGAGGAAAGUGAAUUCAAAAUAUAGGCUAUAAUGAAGUAAUAUUUUUCCAAAUUUCUUUGGAAAAAAUGACAAUAUUGCGUAUAUCAAUAAGUAUCUAUUCUAUCUUAGAAGUAUUUUAGAUAUAGCACUUAAGUGAACCAUUAGAUUCUAUGACAUCUAUUAUUUAUGAAAUAAAAGAGUAAAAUAAAAUUAAUCUACCAGUUAACUUGUCAAUAUUUCAUUUGGUUUUAUCUUAAAACUACUGUUUUAUUUAAUAUUAAUCUUUUUUUGAAUAUUUUAUCAGUUCAAAAUACUUUAUUGGAAAUAUUAAUGUUUUAAAAUAAUUAUUUUUUAAGAUUUAGUUUUAUAUGUUGUUUAAUAAACGAGCAACUUCAGUUUCAGUUUUUAAUACUUAGGAUAGACAUUUUUAGAAUACCGACUGAAAUUUGUAUUAUCCCCUUCACACAACAGAGCUAUUGAAAAUAAACCGUUUAACAAAAAUAUAAAUAAAAUAAAACUCGUUUCAAAAUUAUUACUGUAUUGAUUGUUUUUAACUAGCUUAGAAUCCUAACUUGAUCUUAUAUUUGUUAAAUUUUGCACAUUAUAAUUUUAUCUUUUAAAAAAUCAAUAAAAUGAACUGAUUAAUUUAAAAUGAAUCUUUUAUUAUACCAAUCAGUUGUGUUGUUUGGGGGAACCAAAUCAUAAACCAAUUCGUAACUUUUCAUAAACUCAAAUUAUUAUCCCAUGCACUGGGAAUAGCUCUCCUUAGAAUAUAUUUUGAAGAAAUGACUGAACUGAAUCGAACGAAUCAUUGUUCUUCCAUUGAAUGAAAUAUAACAUAUAACUAAUUAUAAUAGAAGUGGUAAUAAUAAUAAAUUUUGCUCCAUUCAUCUUAAAACAUUUUAAUCUUUUGUAAUGUAUGGUUUAUUAACAGAAUUACUUGAUCAUACAUUCAUUUUUAAUAUAAUUAACUAAAAGUUUAGUUUAAUUAUUAGUUGUAGAUGGCAUAAUCGCUGAAAUUGUGUGAAAGCAAUGCUUAAUAUAAUGUAUUUUGUAUACCUAUUUUCAUUUAUCACUAUUAAUUUUUAUAAUGAUUUGUAAAUAUUUAAGUGUGUUUUUAAAAUUAAGGUCAUAAUUAUAAAAAUUAUAUAUUUAUUGAUUUUUUAAGGUUUUUGAUUCUGUUCGAUAUUUAGGAUUUUUUUUUUAUAUAUAUUACUUAUUAGUAAGUUAUUUUUAUUAUCAUUUGUUACAAUUUAUCUUAAAACAAUAUUAAUGGCUUGAUUAAGAUUAAUGUAAGUGUUAUAAUAUGUUUUAAUAGAUGUUUAUAAGAUAAGUUGGUUGGCAUAGCUUUGAAUUCGUAAUCGGACAAUAAAAACUCGAACUGUAUUUAUUAUAAUAUGUGUGCAUAAUAUAAAAUAUAAGCAGUCAAAAAACUAUA
Molecule: messenger RNA, 7841 nt
Organism: Nezara viridula (southern green stink bug)
Lineage: Eukaryota; Metazoa; Arthropoda; Insecta; Hemiptera; Pentatomidae
Source: the annotation of a GenBank genome assembly